Messenger RNA from Peromyscus leucopus (white-footed mouse), 1186 nucleotides. RefSeq names its product H-2 class II histocompatibility antigen, A beta chain. Gene Ontology annotation, biological process: immune response; peptide antigen assembly with MHC class II protein complex; positive regulation of T cell activation. The coding region runs from base 75 to 866 and encodes 263 amino acids. Gene Ontology annotation, cellular component: MHC class II protein complex; membrane. The record is from RefSeq and is a predicted model, not a curated record. Lineage: Eukaryota; Metazoa; Chordata; Mammalia; Rodentia; Cricetidae. Gene Ontology annotation, molecular function: MHC class II protein complex binding. The transcript is spliced from 6 exons.
GAGGCAUCUACAGAUUUUUGCUCUCUGAAGGGGCACAGCAGGUCCUGGUGACUGCCAUCACCUUUUCCUUCGAGAUGGCUCUACAGGUCCCCAGCCUCCUCUUUGCAAUAACUGUGGUGCUGACGGUGCUGAGCAGCCCGGGGGCCGAAGGCAGAGACUCCCCAAGGGAUUUCGUGCUCCAGCUCGUGAGCCACUGCUACUACACCAACGGGACGCAGCACAUGCGGUAUGUGACCAGAUACAUCUACAACCAGGAGGAGUUAGUGCGCUUCGACAGCGACGUGAGCGAGUACAUCGCGGUGACCGAGCUGGGGCGUCCGCAAGCAGAGUACUUCAACAGCCGGAAGGAGAUCCUGGAGCGGACGCGGGCCGAGAUAGAGACGGUGUGCAGAAACAACUACGAGGUGAUGCUCCACACCUCCCUGCGGCGGCUCGAGCAGCCCAAGGUGGCCGUCUCCCUGUCCAGGAGGGAGACCCUCAACCACCACAACAUGCUGGUCUGCUCGGUGACAGAUUUCUACCCAGCCCAGAUCAGAGUGCGCUGGUUCCGGAACGGCCAGGAGGAGACGGUGGGGGUCGUGUCCACACAGCUUAUUAAGAACGGGGACUGGACCUUCCAGAUCCUGGUCAUGCUGGAGAUGACCCCUCAGCGGGGGGACGUCUACACCUGCCACGUGGAGCACCCCAGCCUGAAGAACCCUGUCACCAUGGAGUGGCGGGUGCAGUCCGAGUCUGCCCAGAACAAGAUGCUGAGCGGCGUCGGGGGCCUCGUGCUGGGGCUGAUCUUCCUGGGGCUGGGCUUUUUCGUCCGUCACAGGAGUCAGAAAGGACCUCAAGGACCUCCUCCAGCAGGGCUCCUCCAGUGAUUCAGGAGAGUGUUGUGGCAGAGUUGGCUGUCACACUGUAAAGCCUCUCCCUGCUCCCAAAUUCCCAUCUGUGCCAGCCUGUCUGUCCUUCUCUGGUUCAGAGUCCAGCAUGGUGCCAGUGUGCCCACCAGCUCAAUGAUCCCCAACUCUCCAAGGCUCUGUCUUUGGCUCCUGGACUGAUUCCAGAGACUGUCUGUGUACUACAGCAUGAUCUACUCAGACCCCCAGGCCUUCUGUUUCCACUGUCCCACACUGGCUCCUGAAGAGAUGUGCUGAAAACAUUCUUCUCUUUUUCAUAAUUAAACAUAUUCUGAAUUACA